Messenger RNA from Vitis riparia (riverbank grape), 1360 nucleotides. RefSeq names its product adenylate kinase 1, chloroplastic-like. Gene Ontology annotation, biological process: nucleobase-containing compound metabolic process. The transcript has 4 exons. Bases 142 to 1002 code for a protein of 286 amino acids. The record is from RefSeq and is a predicted model, not a curated record. Gene Ontology annotation, molecular function: ATP binding; AMP kinase activity. Gene Ontology annotation, cellular component: cytoplasm; mitochondrion. NCBI's taxonomy places the organism in Eukaryota, Viridiplantae, Streptophyta, Magnoliopsida, Vitales, Vitaceae.
CACGCCCACUCUCUCCCCUGGGUUCCAGGAAAACAAACAUAAGAAGAAGAAAGGAAGAAAGGCUUCCCAAGCAUCACCUCUCUUCCCAAGGAAAGUCUCUCUCUUUCUCUCUCUCUCUCUCUCCAAGUGAAUUGUUCAGCCAUGGCGGUGGUGAACCGCCUUCUGAGAUCCACGGCUACGCCAUCCUCUUCCAUACUCUCCAAAACCUUCUCAUCAAUCACAUCCAAUACUGAUCGCCGACCCCUCUCCCCACUUUCCCACAGCUCUCUCCAUCUCCGCCGCGAUCCCAAGGACAGGAACGUCCAGUGGGUCUUUCUCGGCUGCCCCGGCGUCGGCAAGGGCACCUACGCCUCCCGCCUCACCGCUCUCCUCGGCGUCCCCCACAUCGCCACCGGUGAUCUUGUCCGCGAGGAGCUCGCGUCCUCCGGUCCCCUCGCUUCGCAGCUUUCGGAGAUUGUGAACCAGGGGAAAUUGGUGUCAGAUGAAAUUAUAAUAAAUUUGUUGUCCAAGCGUCUUGAAGCUGGAGAAUCCAAGGGUGAAAGAGGAUUUAUUCUUGAUGGUUUCCCUCGAACAAUAAGACAGGCGGAAAUAUUGGAGGAUGUAACUGACAUCGAUUUGGUAGUUAACCUGAAACUUAACGAAGAAGCAUUGCUCGCUAAAUGCCUUGGUAGAAGGAUCUGUAGUGAGUGUGGCGGGAAUUAUAAUGUUGCUUGCAUUGACAUAAAGGGUGAGAAUGGGAGCCCUGGAAUGUACAUGGCUCCACUUCUUCCUCCUCCACAUUGUGCUUCGAAGCUUAUUACCCGUUCUGAUGAUACUGAAGCUGUUGUUAAGGAACGGCUCCGUAUAUACAAUGAAAUGAGUUUACCUGUGGAGGACUUCUACCGCAGUCGGGGGAAGUUGCUAGAGUUUGAUCUUCCAGGAGGAAUCCCAGAAUCCUGGCCAAAGCUGCUUCAAGCUCUGAAUCUAGAUUACCAUGAGGACAAACAGUCUGCAGCAGCAUGAGCGCCCAGUAUGCUGUUUAGUGUAUACUCAUGGUAAGCUGAUCAUUUUUUGCAGAGGGAGAAACCAUUUUUACAAAAAUAAAGGCUUGAAAGUUGCCUAAACUAUUAGGGCAGCGUCAUAUUGGUCUUUGGAAGACGUGCAAAAUGGGUAUGGUAUUAUUCUUAGGGGGGUUAUAUUUAUUGUUGGUUAUAUAUUUGUUGACAAAUGUUUUAGCUCAUAGUAAUUGAAUUUUGUGGACUUUAUGUCAUUACCAUUCAAUUAUGCUGUAAUGUUACUGAGUUUCAAAUUAAUCAGAGGUUUCUUUGAAUUUUGAGGUGCCGGAACUUCUCCAAUCAAAAGAAAUGCAAUGUUUGAACUA